CCAAGAUGGCUGCACUCUUGCUGAGACAUGUUGGUCAUCAUUGCCUCCGAGCCCACUUUUGCCCGAAGCUCUGUGUCAAAAUGCUGUUCCUUUGGGAACCACGGCCAAAGAAGAGACGGAGCAGUUCUGAAAUAAGAACACAGGCUCAAACCAUCCCAUUUGAACAAAUCACUAUCUACAGUUGGUCUCUUCCCACGGUAAUGUCCAUCUACCACCGUGGCACUGGCAUUGCUUUGAACGCAGGGGUCUCUCUUUUUGGCAUAUUGGCCCUGUUACUCCCUGGGAACUUUGAGUCUUACAUGGAACUCGUGAAGUCCCUGUGUCUGGGGCCAGCACUGAUCCAUGCAGCUAAGUUUGCACUUGUCUUCCCUCUCAUGUAUCAUACCUGGAAUGGGAUCUGCCACUUGAUGUGGGACCUAGGAAAAGGCAUGAAGAUUCCCUAGCUAUACCAGUCUGGAGUGGUUGUCCUGGUUCUUACUGUGUUGUCCUCUGUAGAGCUGGCAGCCAUGUGAAGAACAGAGGUUGCCAGGAUCAUCUUCCUGUCUUCCUGUACAUUAUUACAUUCACCCAUCUUUCUGUUUGUCACUUUUAUCUCCAGCUUGGGAAAAGUUCUCCUUAUUUGCUUAAAUCCUUUUGUGCUUUCAGAUCCCCUUGGAGCAGUAGAGUACCUUGUAGAUCAUAAUAGUGGAAAAGGGUGUAGUUUCCCCCUUGUUUUUAAAGAUGGGGUGGCUGCAAAAACUCCCCUUUUUUGCCCACAGCUUACCUACUCUGGGCCUGGAAGCAGUUAUUCCCUUACCAUAUUGGGCUUUGAUUUGUGCUGAGGGUCAUCUUUUGGCUUCUUCUUCCUGAGACAGUGGAAACAGUGCCAACUCUGUGGCUUCUGCCCUGGGGUCCAGGGGUGAUGUUUUGAGUGUCACUGCCUAUGUGUUGCUAGCUUAAACAACAAUUUUGUUCACUGGUGAGAGCCAAGGCCAUUAACACCUAUGUAGUGUUAUUGAAAGAAGAGAGGUGGGGGUGGAAAGGAAUUAGUCUAUGCCAGCUAGAGGAAGAUAAAGAGGACUAGUUAGUUC
Callithrix jacchus (white-tufted-ear marmoset) is the source of this 1070-nucleotide messenger RNA. Lineage: Eukaryota; Metazoa; Chordata; Mammalia; Primates; Cebidae. The record is from RefSeq and is a predicted model, not a curated record.